AUGAAAUCCAACAUUACACAAAUUGCAUCUAUUUAUGGGCCGGUUGUCAAAAAACAAAAGCACAAGCUUGUUCAAAACACAAGUAUUAGUCAUGUGUCAAAAAACGAUCACUCUAUUUCAAAUAUAAGUUUAAUGCACAAGAGGCCAGUCCUGAUAAAAAAGGAUAAAUCUCUAAAAAUGCUCUCAGUUAUAAAGAGAAGAGAUUCGCAUACAAACCUAAGAAGGGAUUCAAAAUCAGUCGAGCCUUUACCAAUAAUAAAGUCAAUAACUCCUGUUCCUUCAUCCCCAAAAAAGCAACUCAAACUUUUAUCUGUUGAUAGUUCAAUAGAUGAAGAAUUCAAAAGACUUGACAAUCUUAUGAUAAGGAACCAAUCUGCGAGAAAUGACUUAUUAUCAAUUCAAAAACGUAUUUUAAGCCUCGGAGUCAAUAAAUUAAUCAAAAAUCGAAGGUUUAUGAGCAUUGGUGAUGCAUCUGAAAACAUCAGCUUUGAACAAAUAGACGAAUCGUUGAAAGAUCCUUGUGUUUUAAAAGCUAAACAAUUAGAACAUAAAAGUUCAGCGCAAAAAUUAAAACUACCUCCUUUAAGUUUGCUAUAG
Messenger RNA from Blepharisma stoltei, 597 nucleotides. The record is from the annotation of a GenBank genome assembly. NCBI's taxonomy places the organism in Eukaryota, Ciliophora, Heterotrichea, Heterotrichida, Blepharismidae.